Messenger RNA from Anoplophora glabripennis (Asian longhorned beetle), 2381 nucleotides. Its product is annotated as U3 small nucleolar RNA-associated protein 14 homolog A. The record is from RefSeq and is a predicted model, not a curated record. The transcript is spliced from 2 exons. NCBI's taxonomy places the organism in Eukaryota, Metazoa, Arthropoda, Insecta, Coleoptera, Cerambycidae. The coding region runs from base 106 to 2346 and encodes 746 amino acids. Gene Ontology annotation, cellular component: nucleolus; small-subunit processome. Gene Ontology annotation, biological process: rRNA processing.
CCUAAAACUUCUAACUUGUCGUGUUUGGUUUUGUUGGUUAAAGUAAGGUUAAUUUACUACUGAAUUUUAAUAUUUAUUAUAAAUCAGGGUUUCUUUUCUCUAAUUAUGAGUGAUGAAAGUGAUAUCGAAAUCGAUGAGGAGAUCGAUAGUAGAAAACAUGAUAAAAUUGUGGAAGAAGUUUUAAAUUUAAAUAAAAUACAAAAUGUUAAGAAGCCUUCCCGAACAGAGCCAACUGUAAAUAUUUCAGAAUUUAACUUGGUAAAAAGUGUUACUGGUGACAAGGGAUCUAUUCAUUUAAAUGCUCUGACUAAGGCGCUAAAAGGACGCAAGAAACAUGAAGUCAUUUCUAAAAAAGUGCAGAUAACUAAUAGCAAAAAUAAAACAUUACCUGCUCCACUUGAGAAACCGCAAGCUGACCGUAUUAGAAGGACUAUAAAUUAUGAAAAAUCUAGACUACAACUUGACAAAUGGGAGGCUUUAGUUACCUCGAAUCGUGUUGCGCCACAACUUACAUUUCCUUUAAAUUCUACAGAAAAAUUGAAAAUUGAGGAAAAGAAAUCUGAAACUUUUCCCACAACAUGGCGCAUUAAAUCUGAACUUCAAAUGGAAUUAGAAAAACUUCAACCUAUUGUUGAGGAAUAUCGCAUAAAUCAAGAGGACGAAAAUUUUCCCUUGACAUUGAACGAAUUGAAGGAGCGUAGAAGGGAAGCUGCUAAAUUGAGGGCACAUCAAAGUUACAAAGAGGCAAAAGCAAGACGACAGAAUAAAAUAAAAAGUAAAAAAUACCACAGAAUUCUUAGAAGAGAAAAAAUUAAACAGAAACUGAAAGAAUUUGAAGAACUUCAAAAAACAAAUCCUGAGGAAGCAUUGAAAAAACUUGAAGACAUUGAAAAAGCCAGAGCCGAAGAAAGGUUCAGUUUAAGGCAUAAAGGCACUGGGCAGUGGGCUAGAAAUAAACAAAUUAGAACCAAAUAUGAUAAGGAGAGCCGGCAGGAGUUAGCACAACAGUUGGCUAUAAGUAGAGACCUUACUCAAAAAUUAAAAGAUGUGCACAGUGAUUCUGAAGAGGAAGGUGUCGAAUUAGAAGAAAAAUCAAAUAAAAACAGGGACAAUGGAGACAAUCCUUGGGUUUCCAAUAUAAAACCUUCAAAGGAAGUCACAGAUUUUGUUGGUAGUUAUAGGAAAUACUGGGAUGAAAAAAAUGCCACGUCAGAAAGUCUCAAAGAAAAUAAAAUUGCAUGUUCGAAAAAUGGGAGUCAACAGGAAUCCACUGAUGAUAAGGCCACUAAAGAAAACAAAGUUGAGUUAGUGAAGUGCAAAAAUAAAAUAAAGUCAGCAAUGUCCAAUAAUGACAAGAUUUUAGAGAAGUCGAAAAAUAAAGAAAUGAAUAAAAGUAAGUUACAAAGUAAACAGAAAAUUAAGAGUAAUGAAAAAGAUUCAUCUGGUACAUCUGAAUGGGAAAUAAGUUUAUUAGAAAGUGGUAAUGAUGUGGAAGACAUUUUUAGCAAAUUGGAAGAAAAAUUGAAAAAUAAAUUAAAGACGAAAUAUAAGAAACUAAAGAAAUCUAAAGAUAUUCGUAACAAAAGUACAUCUAGUAAGAAAAAAACAAAACAAAAAGUAGACCUAACACUUCCUUCAAAAACAAAGAAACCUGUUAUAGAUGAAGAGAUGACUGAAGUGAUAGGAAAUUCUGAAUUACAGACAGAAAAUGUUUCCAAUGAAAACUCUAGCUUGGAUGUGAACCAUUUGAAAAAUAUUUUACAUACUGUUGUACACGAACAAAGUUCUAAUAUAGACCCUCUGAAAUUUAUACAGGUGAAAACAACAAAUUUAAGUACUGCCAUACCUGACAUUUUAAUCACAGACGAAAACGAAGAAAAUAGUAGUCAGAGAGAUGUUAUUUUAGAAGCUUUUGAAGACGACGAUAUAACUGAAGAAUUUAAGAGAGAAAAAGAAAAUGAAAUUAAACAAGAUAUUCCUGGUGAUAUAGAUUUGAAUCUUCCUGGUUGGGGUAGUUGGGGUGGUACUAAUAUUGUUCCUCGCAAGCGAAGAAGAAGAUUUAUUAUAAAAAUGCCUCCAAAAGUACCUAGGAAGGAUGACAACAAAGGUUCUCUGAUAAUAAAUGAAAAGGCCCAGUCUAAAAUAAAACCUCAUAUGGUUUCUGAACUGCCUUUCCCUUUUAAAAGUGUCAAAGAUUAUGAGGCUAGCAUGAGGGCCCCCAUUGGUAAUACUUUUGUACCAGAGACUGCUUUUAGGAAGUUAAUAGAACCGUCUGUGGUUACCAAAAUGGGCACAGUUAUUGAACCUAUUACAAAAAGUGUCUUAAUGGGUGAAAAGAAAAUGUAAAUACAUGUGUUUUAUUAAAUUUAUAUAACAUUUAA